Messenger RNA from Biomphalaria glabrata, 9017 nucleotides. RefSeq lists its product as uncharacterized. NCBI's taxonomy places the organism in Eukaryota, Metazoa, Mollusca, Gastropoda, Planorbidae. The coding region runs from base 461 to 4759 and encodes 1432 amino acids. The record is from RefSeq and is a predicted model, not a curated record. The transcript is spliced from 17 exons.
AAAGUAAAGAAAAUUUAAAGAGAAAACAAUUUAUCAAAACUCUUUAUACUAAUAAAUAGAGAUUAGCUUCAAAUUAUUAGAUGAUAAUUUUUAUAGAUCUAUAAAUUGUUAAAACUGCCUCACAGUCAUUCACGAGGUACUUUAUUCUGCUUGUGCGUAGAACUACAUGGAGUCUAGUUUCUGACCAAAUCACUACUAGUCUAUAAACAAUAUGGCGGAAAAAGUUAUGGUUGGUUUCGAAAUAAAUACAUGUAUGAUCAUUUGCAUGUAGAUCUAGACUCUAUAUCUAGAUCUUUAUUGCCCAGUCAAACAGCUGCAGCCACAUUUAUGGCACUGAUUGGCAGUUGUAUGAGAUAUUUUUGUGUACUAAGAAAUGAUACUACACUAACGUAGAUCAAUAGAGCUGCAUUUGAAUAUAUAAAGGUUUACACUUACCCAGUAUAAUUUAUCUGUGUCAAAAAUGGAUGUAAAAAAUGGAGAUUUACAAGGAGAAGUCAAAUUGGAUAUAGGUAGUGUCUGCUCAGAUUAUAGCCAUACCUCCAAAAUAUCGCAUCGCAGUUCACAGUCUACAAGAAAAAGUGCCACGGCUAUUAGCUCCAUAUCUAAUAGAGCAAGACGCAUCAAAGAAUAUGAAGAUCAGGGCUGUACAUCUCUAUCAGUGGAUCUUAAGCCGGGAGAUGAGAACAAUCUUGAUUCAAUCAGAGAAGCUAGAUCUUCCAGUCGAAUCAGCCUUAGAUCAUCAACAAGGUCAGCAGCUACCACGAGGGUUCCGUCAGUGCAAUCUUCAGGAUGGAUGAAAUCUGUCGCAGACUUGGACUUAAGCUCAAGGUUGAUGUCCAGUGGGCUUCUAAGACCACAGUCAUCCAAGUCAUACACUACACUACUACAAAAUCCUCCAAAGUCAAAUUCUAAAGUCAAAAUGCCAUUCAAACACAACACCAACAAACCUGAUGUUACAACAGUAGUAGUCUCCCCUGGUAGAGAAAUGUCUGAGUUGACAGUCCUGGCAACAAGUGUCAUAAAUAAAGUUCUCAAAGAGCAGAAGCCACCCAAGAUCAACCAUGUUCAGGGUCGCCUUCUCAAAGCCAGAUUGAAACCACUGGAUCCAGUGUCAGUGACAUCUCCCACAAUCCAACAGUGUAGAGGAAUAAUAGCAGAGACAAGAGCUUAUGGUGCCAGCAGCAGCAGAACUUUCCAGAGGUGGAAAGCCAUCAUGUCAGGCUCUCAUCGCUUCAUACAUCCUGAUGUGGAUUUGAAAGACAGCAUGUCCUUGGGGGAGUCUGUUCACAGGACAUCACAAGCAACCUCUCCUGUUCCUUCAGAGGAUAUGUCUCCAGAGGGAUAUCAUGAAACUAUUGGCUCAGAUCUACAGGAUGGAAUCAAAGAAGAUUUUGAGAGUUUUAUUAAUACGACCGUCUCAAAAUCAGACGAACAUCCUGCACUUAGUGAUGAAGGACCUUCUAAAAGUAAAAGAUUAACAGAAGUAUUACCAGAAGACAUUCUCACAGUAACAAAUGAUGCGAAGAUAAAUACAGAAACAAAGUCUGGUGUCAAGGGAGAUGAGGAGAGUGAAGUGGCAAGUUCAGCCACACCAAAAAUUGCUGGAAAUAAAAGACCUCGCAGUGCCUUCUUCCCACAUGACCCUUUUGACCCUGAUAGCCUCAGACCCAAAACUACUGGAGAUAACAUUAGACCAAAGUCUGUGAGGUUUGCAGAUGAGAAUAAAAAGCCUCCAGAUUCUUCAGGUUCCGCACCAUUGGUGAAGAAAGCUGAUGACAAAGAAAAUAAAAACAAGAGCAAAACCUCAUGUCGUCCACAUUCUGAAAGUGGUAUCAGGUCACAUGAUCCUGAUGACCACAAUGGCUCUGAUCCACGUGAUAUCCACAGAUUUACAUAUUCAGAUAAAUUAAAGGCUAACAUUGGCCAACAGGGCUCUGAUUCCAAACAAUCCUUUUCCAAUGGAAACUCUAAUUCUCCUUCUGACACACUGGAAAUCACCACAGAGUCAAACUCUCAAGUUAGUGAAACCUCUGAAGACAAACAGAUCUUAUCUAUGCCAAAGGCAGCUACUGUACUUUUUGAAACAGGCAAUGACCCAAACGUCAAACAACAGCAACAUACAAGAAAUACUACGAUGAACAUUAAAACACAUCUAGGUGUCAAGUCUUCAAAUUAUAAACAAAAAAGAAAACUUCCCAUUGAUCAGAGCUUUGCUAGUAAAAAUAUAGAACAAAAAGAAAGAAUACAUCACACAAAUAGUACUCUAAGGAAAGAUCCAAAUCUUCAUGCAAGCAAUGAAAAAAAAUUAGAACAAGAUUCAAGCCUUGAGUUCUCUCAUUUAAAGUCUGACAAUGCUAAGUGCAACAUAACACAUCUUCCACCCAAGGGAAGUAAUGUAAACUUGCCACAUGGACACAAAAAGUCUUUGAAGAAAGCGCCACAUAUCAAAGACAGACCAUUCAGUGCAUCUAGUUACAUCAACAAGGAUAUUGUAGAAAGAAAGCCAAGAGUUCACAGUGCCAGCAAACCCGCAAGAGCUGCAGAUGCAAAUAUCUUUAUUGAGAAAAAUGGUAUUCUGAGCAGGCAUGGCCUUCUGGGAAAAAAGAGGCCCGCCAGUGCUCCGAGUACCACUUCAUGUAAUAUUCUAAAAAAUGACAGUCAAAGCACAGAGAGUAAGUCUAAGUCUUGUGGCAAACAAUUAAAAGAAAAACCUCACAAAAAGACCAGCAAGCGGAGAGAAAGAGAUUUGACCUUAAACACAGACAGUGCUGCGGAUGUUGAUAAAAUGUGGGAAGAGCUACCUGAGGAUGACGAAGACAAUUUUCAAGACGAUUUAUUUCUGUCAAAAUUCAAGCAGCUAGAAAAUGAGCUAGAAUUAAACAAGGCUGCACUACAAACUGAGAAACUCAAGUGUUCAAUGAGUCAAGUUAUAGACAGUGGUAAAAACUUGAUUGAAGUUCUUGAACCUGAGAACCUCAGUGUUUCAGGAAGUAGCCCAGUGAUCAUUCCUGGAGAGAUUUUACAAGAAGAUGAUAUUGAUGAUGAAGAUGAAAUAGCGUGUGAUGGAAGCAUUAUCCGUGAGUCAACCCUAGAUCAACAACCAGCAGAGGCUGAACCUGAGACAACCAUCAGUUGUAACUUGUACAAGAAAACUAACUUGUUUGUACCCAUCAGUAAAAGAAGGCAAAACAAACUCAAAGAUAGCACAAGGAAAAAUGUCAGGAGAGGAAGUGUUCCUAAGUCUACAACUGCAGUUGAUGAAACUAACAAUGUUAGCAGCUGUAAUCAUGAGAAGUCUGUUAACAGAGCUGAAAACGGAUCUGAAGUUCUUAAUGAGCAUGUUAUUGAAAACCUGUGCGAGACAGCUGCAGCUUUACUUCAAGGCUCAGGGGAGACUAAUACAAAAGAUGUAAUUGAUGCCCAUGCAAUUCAGAAGCAGCUCAAGGAGACUAGGAAGCAACUGGAGCUUGACUACCCUCACCUGACAAAACACUUUGAAGACCAUGUUUCACAGAGUCUGGGAGUUAAAAGGGUGAUGGCCAGUCAUGGUUUUCAACAAGCAUCAGACCCUGACAUCCUGUAUCAAGGUGAUCUGUAUAACAGCCUCUUGCAAGCUUACAGACACCACUUUGAUAUUAGCAAUGAGGAGAAUGAUGAUGAUUUUGAUGAAGGGAUAACAACCACAAGUAAAAAGGUCCAACUUCAUCCAAAAUCUGAGCUAUUAGGCGUCUCAAAACAUCAAGGAAGAAAUUUGCACCAUGGCUCAGGCGCAGGUCUUAAAAAUCAAAAUGCAGUUGAUUAUUCCAACAUUCUUGAAGGCUCGACUAUGACUAAAUCCAGGCCAUGGAGUGGAACAACCAACGACAGUGGCUUAGAAGCUGAUGUUUUGUCCAAUGAUGAGGAAGAUGAAAUCGAAGCAGUAAAUGAAACUACACUAAUAAAACAUAGUGCUCAAAAUGCCAGCACUACAGAAGCUCAUGAGGACAAUGCAGACCCACUUUCAAAUGCAAACAAAAACCAUAAGACAGAAAGAGAAGAUUCACUUACAGAGUUUGAAACAACCAGCAGUGCUCUAGAAAUAGUUGCUCAAGCCAAAAAACUUUCAAAGUCCAAAAAAAAGUCUAGACACUAUGAAGACAUGAGUACACUAAGUCAAGUUCCUCCGUUAUGUUUUCGUCUCAAUGCUAAGCCUCCAAGUGGACAUUUGUUUUAUUUUGCUUACGAUCAAAAUAUGAGCAUGGACAGGAUGACUACUUAUCUGUCUGCUGGUGAACCAUUAGUUAGAUUCUGGUCGUUACUGUUUGGAUUUGAACUGGUCUUUAACAAGAAGGCAGGUGUGAACUCUGACCUGCAAGAUGUAGGUGGUUUCCCUAACUUGGCCUACAACGCAAAAUCUUCAGUAGAAGGAUGUCUGUAUCAGCUGACCCCAGGUCAGUUAGAGUGUCUGGACAAGUUCAUGGGUUAUCCACAAAACUGUGAUCAUAUUGUGUUACCUGUGUGGAUGUCCAACUGUACCAACCCUGAGGAUCUAGGUGUGGCUCAGUACUGUGUACCUGCCUGCACCUACAUAGCUAAGGAUGACAUGACAUGGACUACGCCAAUAGAACCUAAUGACUUCGCCCUCACUCAGUGCAUAAAGGCUGCUGAUCUAUUGACCCCUUCAUACAGAGAUCAUCUUGCAACAAUAUCAAAAAGUUUAUCUUCAUCCUCAUUAUUUACUGAAAACUCGGCUGUUUUAAGUGUGACAUGUGUUGCAUAGAGAUUUAUUUUGAUGUAGUACUCUUUAGGCAUUUUGAAAAGGAAUAUGCAUAUACUGAGUAACGAAAAUAUGGUAAUUCUAGUUUUUAUUUUGAAUUAAUGAUUUUAUUUUUAUUGCGUCCUCUUUUUUUUAUUUCUCGGUAUAAAGUCCAUGUUUAUCUGAUUUUAGUAGAUAAACUUUUUGAUUUUACCAUGUAACAAUUUUAUGUAACAAUUUUCAAUAUUUGUUAAACUUUAAUGACUAUAGGUCAGAAAGCACAAAAGAAUUGUAUUCCUUGCAUGAUAUUUAAAUUGCAAAUAGUUUCUUUUAUAUUCUACUGGUUCUUGUUGUUUUGUCUUAAUGAUGCUUUUUCUCCAUUUCAUUUCGUCCUAAAGGAGUUACUAAAUUACAAUUUUUUUUGUAAUAUAUAGUGAGAACAAGAGAGAAAACUACCAGAUUGUGCUGAGUAAAACUAAAUCCGUUUACAUUUUUAAAAAUAUUUUUAAAUCAACAACUUUUUUACAAUUAUAACUUGCUGACCUGACUAUUGCUAAGUCAUUCCCAAUAACUUUUUUUCUGUGCUCAGUACCAAAUGAAUUUUUUUUUUUUUCUAUUGUCCUUCUAUUAGAUUGGAAUUUUACCAACAAUAUGAAAAAAGAAAACUUUAAAAAAAUAGAACUGUGUGAUUUUGAUUGAAUUAGAUCUAUAGUUUAGAAUAGUUUUACUUACAUUUAUUUUAUACAUUUCAAAAUUCAAAUGUGUCAAUUACAUUUGAUUCUUUACCAACUUUAUAGAUGAACAUUGUACCUCUAGAACUAGACAGAUCAUUUAAUUUUUAUCAAAAGUGAUUAUGGGUGUUGUCACAGUUCGCAUAACCAAAACCCUACACUUUUCCUGGUCAGCAGUUGUUCUUAGCAAGAUAUCAAGAGAGAGGCUGGUCCAUUCUACCUUGUCCAGCCACUUUCAAGCUUGUUCAGCUUUUCUUCAAACUCCUUCCGCUGUAUCUAGAAGAAUGACUUAUGACAGUUAGUCAUGUUUUACACUACGACCGAACUAGCUCGACUUUCUUCUCUUAACAAUAUUGAGGAGUCCCUCAUUUUUUGCCAGCCAGAGUGAUGACUUGUAAAAGUACAAACAUUUGUCUUCCUUUCUUGGUACAUUACCCAGCAUUUUACUGUAUCCUUUAGUCUCCAAGGCUUGAAUUCUUCUUUCAGCGUUCAGUGUCCAGCUUUCACAACCUUAUAGAAGUACAGAGACCACUAGGGAAGAAUACAGUUAUAAUUUUACUUGGAAGCUGAUGUUACUCUUCCAGAUUUCCCACAGUUUGCUCAUGACAGCAGAUUUGAUGUUUCAGAAAUGAAACUGAAUUGAAAAUUUGUACUUUUACUUUGUGUGCUUUUGUAAAAUCAGUUUCCAACCAGACCAGAACCUUCUAUAAGUCUGGAUCAUUCAGACUGGCUUAAAAAAAAAUAUUUCCUGAUGUAUUUAAAUUUUUGUAAGGCAUUAAAAUAUACUUCAUCAGUAUUGAAUUUGCAAUUGAACUACAGGGUAUUAUUAGUUUGUAAUACUUUUGUAAUUUGAAACUUUUUCUUUGACUUUAUAAGUUAAAAAAUUUUUUUAAGCCAACAGAGAAAAGAAAGACAUUUUUGUGUAGUAAAAUUACUUUUUACAAUGCCUCUUUUCAAUUUGUAAUUUUGUGGAAUCUUCAAAAACCCAAAAUCUUGGUGGGUGGAUUGGAUUCUCAAAAAUGGCUCCAACAAUUUUCUUAGAAAUUUAACAGCUGAGAAAAGAAUUACUAGCUCAUGGGCCACACUGAGAAAACUCUAGUUUGGCUGUUGUAAUUUUUCAAAGUAAAAAACAGAAAUAAAUUUAAAUUUGGCUAGAGAACCAGAAAAUAUUUAUCUUGAACGGAAUUAUAAGCCUUCUGGCAUUUCUGCAUUCGUUCAAGAUUUUAAAAAAUUAAUGUGCAGGAACAUUUUCGCAUUGUCUUCUAAAUCUAGAUGUAAAAGACUAUCAAUAAAAUAUUAAAUCUAGUAGAUCAUCCAUUGUCUUUUAAUCUAGCAUUGAUGAGUUAUUAAGAGAAAAACAAUUGCUCUAUCUAAUUUUAAUGUUUUUCUGUUUUGUUUCUAGAUAUAGAAAAAAAUAAAUUUUUAUAUGUUCUCCAUAAAACCAUUUAUCUGGUCAACUUUUUAGGAGUUAUGUUAUUUACAACUCAAUUUGAAUGCAUUGUUAACCCAUUUCCUGACCCUCAUACAGGAACAUAAGGAAGGCCUUUGAAUAGUCUCGCUAUUUUUAUUUAAUUCUUGGUCUAUUGCAAGCUUUUUCUUAAAUUAUAUAUACUGAUUGAUUUUUUUUUCCAUAAAUGUUGCUUAAAUGAAUUAUUCAACUUCUAACAUAAGUAAAAUGUACUCUCCUGGAUAUUUCAUUUGUAUCAUUGACUUUAUAAACACGUCUUUCAACUACAUUUAUAUUUUAUUUCUAUUACAAAGUUCCCCUUUUAGUCCUUGCAAUCUAUAGGGCAGAUGAUUUAACGGUUAUCUGUUUCUUUGGCCAACAGUUAACGAAGAUGUCAUGUGGCCAGCACAACGAUCAACCGCCUUUACAUUCACCAAUUGAUGCCAGGUGCCCAUCAAAAAAUGGACUCAGGGGCAAUCUAAAAAUCCUGAAGUUCAAAAUCCGUGUCUUAACCCGAGAUUUGAACCCUGACCCCUCGGUUCAGAAGCCAAGCACUGCACCUCUCAGCCACCAUUCCCCAAAAUGUAUAUAAUAAGUUAUACGUUUUGUAAUAAAAUUGAAUUGGUUAUGAUGCUUAAUUUUCAGUUCAAACUAAACAAAAAAUGUGUCUUAUAAAUUAUUUUUAAAAUUGUAAACCAUUGUUAAUGUUGUUAUUGUUAUUUAGCAUUCCAAAUGUUGUAUCUUGUGUUGGCUAAGUUUCAGACACUCUUACAGAAAUGAAGAUUAUUACAUCUGAACCCAGAACUUCUCCUGAGAGUGGCCACAGGAAGAGUUUGACCCAGAACUUCUCCUGAGAGUGGCCACAGGAAGAGUUUGACCCAGAACUUCUCCUGAGAGUGGCCACAGGAAGAGUUUGACCUUCCUAUUUAAUGAGACGAAACAUUUUUCUUGUCUUGAUUUUUUUCCCUAAUUAAUGCUUGUAAUAUUUUGCCGUCCCAGACUUUCAUUUAUCUGUAAAUAGGAGCUAAUAGAUUGUUUUAUGAAGAUCUGUGUUUUUUUUUACUUCUGUUGGGUUAUUUUACUGAUCCAAGGCGGUGUUUUAAAUUGUAGGAUGUUUUCAUCUGUUUGUUCUUACAGUAUUCACACAAAAAUAAUAUAUAGAGAGAAAAUGUGCUCCUACUAAAUAUUUUCUGUCAAAACAUUUAUAUUUUUUAUAUGUACAUUCCAAGACUAUUUUUAUAGUCAAGCCAAAUUAUUUCAUGCUUUUUCAUAGCGUUAUGUAAAUACAUCUUCAGCUGUAUUGAAUCUGUUUUUAAUUAUAUUUAAGCUCAAGUUGAAUGGAAUAUAGAAUGUAUGCAUUGCAUUAAGUUAUAACCAUGUGAAAGAGAAAUUUUGGUUUGGUGCUUUUAUGGGCAGCUGUUUCUUCAAGUCAAAAGUUGGCAGUAGAGUACAAUUCUUGUUGUAGGUCCAAUUCCACUUGCUUUAUUGUAUUAAAAAAAUAUACUGCAGAUGAUAUAAAGGUCAUCUGUUUCUGUGGCCCAUGGUUAAUGAGGGUUUCAUGUGGCCAGUUCAAGGACCAACUGCCUUUUCCCCAACUAAUGUCAGGUACCCAUUAGAGCUGGGUUAACUCAGAGGGGCCCUUAAAAUCCCAAAAUUUAAAAUCUCAGUCUUCAUCAAGAUUUGAACCUGGGACCCCUUGGUUUCGAAUGCCAAGAACUUUACCUCUCAUCCACCAUGCCCCCUGCCUUUUAUUAGCUGUGAGUUUUUUAGGUCUGUCUUUGUUUUGUUUUUUUCAUUUUUCUUCUCUUUCUCACAAAGCCAAACAUAGCAGCUCAACUUUCAAUAGAGAAGCAGUUACCCUUUAGAUGAUUUUAAUGCAUUCUUUAUUUGUUGUUUAUAAUAAUCCAGAAUCAUGCUGUGCUUUCUAAAGGCAUUAUAUAUGUGUAGCUGAAUUCUUUUUAUAGCAAAAAAAUUAUUAUUAAUUAAUUAUUAGGCCUACUUUCAGAAAAAAAAAAGUGUUUGAUUUUAUUAGAACCAUAAGGGGAUGUCAUUAGGACAUGAAUUUCGCUUGUGCACAUUAGAGAAAUAAACUUCAAGUUAGCAA